GUGAAUCUGUUAACGUUGGCUGUAGAUUCGUUGACCAGUGUUGAUGAUUUUCUGGCGGUCAGUGAGGCGCAUAUCAUCGAAGACGUCAAAAUUGGGAUUCAGGCGGUGUUGAGCAGUGAUGGCUACUUGCUGGAUCGUACGGCGGGUGGUAUUCGAGGACGUUCGUUGCGGGUUUGUAGUGUAGUGGAUAACGAGAUGGAUGCAAAUCCUACCAAUCCGUACACAGAACGUGUGAAGAAGGCCACAAAAAUGUUACGAGAGGAUGUUAUAAACGAAUUUUCGACACGUGCCGAACGAGUGGUGAAUAAAUUGGAGAACGAAGAAGAGCCAAGUAAUCAGAAUGAGGAUAUCGACGAGAUUAUUGAAGCGAGCGAAUUGGUGCACAAUGCCGUGAAAGAGAUCCGAAACGCAUUGCUGAUGAAUCGAAAUCCGGAAGAUGUGGACUCUGAUAAUGAAUACGAAGAUGAUGGUCAGACAAUCUAUCCGGACAACAGAAGUCAUGUUUCGGACGCAGAGAAUCAACAACGCCUUAUGAGAAGACUCCCAGAAGAGGAUAAAAAGAAAAUCCAAGAACAAAUCGAUGUAUUCAAGAUCACUCAAAGUAAAUUCGAAAGAGAAGUGGGAAAAUGGGAUGAGACUGGUAAUGAUAUAAUUGUAUUGGCGAAACAUAUGUGCAUGAUUAUGAUGAAUAUGACCGAUUUCACAAGGUAUUUGUUGUUUCAUCUAACUGAUUGUUUAACUUCUUUAUUAGUACGUUCGGUUUGCUAA
Molecule: messenger RNA, 768 nt
Organism: Anisakis simplex (herring worm)
Lineage: Eukaryota; Metazoa; Nematoda; Chromadorea; Rhabditida; Anisakidae
Source: the annotation of a GenBank genome assembly